Messenger RNA from Homo sapiens (human), 2107 nucleotides. It is a transcript of the gene ATP5MC2, whose product is annotated as ATP synthase membrane subunit c locus 2. Gene Ontology annotation, molecular function: proton transmembrane transporter activity. The transcript is spliced from 5 exons. Gene Ontology annotation, cellular component: proton-transporting ATP synthase complex; proton-transporting two-sector ATPase complex, proton-transporting domain; mitochondrial membrane. The record is from RefSeq and is marked reviewed. The coding region runs from base 1538 to 1963 and encodes 141 amino acids. Gene Ontology annotation, biological process: proton transmembrane transport; proton motive force-driven ATP synthesis. NCBI's taxonomy places the organism in Eukaryota, Metazoa, Chordata, Mammalia, Primates, Hominidae.
UUUCUCGCAUCCCGGCACGCUGGUGAAGUUGUAAAAGUCACAAAUGGUGGGCUAGAGAUGAGGGUUUCUGUUGAGGCAGCAGGCCCAGAAAGGUGGGGUAAGGCCAAGCUAGUGGGGCCAGCAUGAGACCCUGCCUGCCAGCUUUCCUGUGAAGGAUUAAUUAACCUCCCCAGAUUCUGCUGUUACAAGGAAAAGAAGGUUUAAGGAAAGGAAUAGUUAAGUUACUACCCCUGUGACUCAUCUACACUGAGGAAAAAGCCCGUGAUGAUUUUGGAGUCCUGAUUCUGGAUAGUGCCUUUGCCCAAGUUGUAGGCUAACAAUUGCAGAGUUGCCAUGGUUAGAUAGCCAAUGGUGGGAUCACUUAAUUGCCACCCCUUGUUGUGGGUUUAUUAUAUGCCAGCACCACAUUAAACUCUUUAUGUAUGUUAAUUUGUAAAUGAACAUACUUAAUCCCCCUAAGAGCUGCAUUUUACAAAGAAGAUAAUAAGGUAUAAUUCCCUUAGAAAAGAACCACCCCUUCUUUUUCUAAAAGCCUUAAAGAACUAUUGGAUUUUGACCCAAGAAAACCUGAAUAGUACGGCAGCAAAAUUGGGUUAGAGUUACAUAUAGGCAAAAAUCAGAGUUCUAGAUAGGACAAGAGUUGAAGACAUCCAUUAACUUAAAAGUAAUUAAGGCUGGGUGUGGUGGCUCACACCUGUAAUCCCAACACUGGGAGGCCAAGGUGGGAAGAUCUUUUGAUGCCAGGAGUUCCACAAUAGCCUGGGCAAAAAAUAAAUUAAGAGCAAUUAAGAUGUUGGAUUCAGAAGUGUUUUAACCUGGGACAAUCUGAGUUCAGUUCAUUUAAUGAAGUGGUAUUUAAUAGCCCUAAGCAUUCACUGAGUAUUUCAGCCUGUGACAUAUUAGAAAGCAUGUAACUUAAAAGAUCCAAGUUCAAGUCUAUCCUCUACCACUACCACAGUUUCAAGACUGGGUUUAGGGUCACGCUCUUGCGUUAAGUAUACCUAAUAAUCAUCUGGGAAACUUGUUUGAAAUACAGGGCACUUGAGCCUUAUUCCCAGAGAUCUUUUUUGUUUGUUUAUAGACAGGGUUUCACGUUGUUGCCCAUACUGGACAACUGGCGUGAUCAUAGCUCACUGAAGCCUCCAGCUCCUGGGUUCAAGCAGUCCUCCUGCCUCAGCUUCUGGAGUAGCUGGGACUACAGGUGCACUUCCACCUCACCUGGCUAAUUUUAUGUUUUGUAGAGAUGAGGUCUUGAUGUUUGCCCAGGCUGGUCUCAAACUCCUGGCUUCAAGUUAUCUUUCCGCCCCAGCUUCUCAGUGUUGGGAUUACAGGAAUGAGCCACUGAACCUAGCUCCCCCAGAGAUCUUGACCAGGAAGGUCCAAGUUGCGCCCAAGAAUAUGCAUUUUUUAAUACGUACACCACCCAGAUAAUUCUAGUUCAGAUGGGCUUCUCACUUCACUUGGAGAAACCCUGCCUUUAGGUUUUUAACUCACCUUCUGUUUGAGCUCUCCUGCCACAGCUCCUCACCCCCUGAAAAUGUUCGCCUGCUCCAAGUUUGUCUCCACUCCCUCCUUGGUCAAGAGCACCUCACAGCUGCUGAGCCGUCCGCUAUCUGCAGUGGUGCUGAAACGACCGGAGAUACUGACAGAUGAGAGCCUCAGCAGCUUGGCAGUCUCAUGUCCCCUUACCUCACUUGUCUCUAGCCGCAGCUUCCAAACCAGCGCCAUUUCAAGGGACAUCGACACAGCAGCCAAGUUCAUUGGAGCUGGGGCUGCCACAGUUGGGGUGGCUGGUUCUGGGGCUGGGAUUGGAACUGUGUUUGGGAGCCUCAUCAUUGGUUAUGCCAGGAACCCUUCUCUGAAGCAACAGCUCUUCUCCUACGCCAUUCUGGGCUUUGCCCUCUCGGAGGCCAUGGGGCUCUUUUGUCUGAUGGUAGCCUUUCUCAUCCUCUUUGCCAUGUGAAGGAGCCGUCUCCACCUCCCAUAGUUCUCCCGCGUCUGGUUGGCCCCGUGUGUUCCUUUUCCUAUACCUCCCCAGGCAGCCUGGGGAACGUGGUUGGCUCAGGGUUUGACAGAGAAAAGACAAAUAAAUACUGUAUUAAUAAGA